AUGACGAAGGUGGUGGUUAUAUACACCAUCUUAACCACCGCCUUCGUCGUCUUGAUCCUCCUUCCUCCCUCAAGUAAGUCCCAUAAGGGUAAUCGUCAUAUACGAUUAUCCAAUGGCGUGUAUUUCGACCCACUUGUCAUGGAUAUUGAGCAUAAGGUUGAAGAAAAAGGGUUAAAUGUAAAUAUCUAUGAUGAUAUUAACCCACAUAUUAAUCAUGCAUCUUCACAUUAUGUGCAUGAAGUUAUUGAAGAAGAGGUUGAAGAAGCAAAUAAGGUGUAUUUUGGGAAUUAUGGGAAGCUAAACUUAACGUUGAGGUUGAAAACAUUGUUCCCCAUGAUAGACAAUUUGCACAUUGAUGGUUAUGUUGAGUUUAGGGAGCUUGAGGCUUGGAAUAUUAUGCAAUCUAACAUGAAUUUGGAGUAUGCAACAAGGAAAGAGCUUAAGUUCCAUGACAAAAAUAAAGAUGGACUUGUUUCUUUUCACGAGUUUUUUCCUCAAUUUUCCGAUGAAGAUAUAAAGAAAAACAAGAUGGGGCAUGGGGAAACUGGUUGGUGGAUGGAACAAUUCAUGAAUGCUGAUGCCAAUCAAGAUGGGAAAUUGUGUUUUGAGGAGCUGAAAGACUUCUUACACCCAGAAGAGAGCACUGAAAACGCAAAAGUACAAGAAUGGACAAUCCGUGAGAAAAUAAGGAGAUUAGAUUUGGACAAAGAUGGUAAACUCAGCCUCCAGGAAUUUUGUGACAAUGCUUAUGAUACCUUCAAGACCUACUAUCAGUUCAGUUUUGCUCAUAAUCAAGUUCCUUCUCAAGAAUUACUAUUUUCAAACCUUGACUUGAACAAAGACGGGUUAUUGACGAUCCAAGAGUUGAAGCCUAUUAAACAACUGCUGUUUCCAGGAGUACUGGAUCAUGCUUCUUAUUACUCAACUUAUUUGAUGAAUGAGGUUGAUGAUAACCAUGAUAGCUUAUUAACUAUAGAAGAAAUUUUGAAUCAUGAAGAUAAAUUUUACAAAAGUGUUUAUGUGGGAGAUGAGGAAGAUGAUGAUGAUCAUGAUCAUGAUCAUGAUGAGUUCUAA
Beta vulgaris subsp. vulgaris (sugar beet) is the source of this 1074-nucleotide messenger RNA. RefSeq lists its product as uncharacterized. Lineage: Eukaryota; Viridiplantae; Streptophyta; Magnoliopsida; Caryophyllales; Amaranthaceae. The coding region runs from base 1 to 1074 and encodes 357 amino acids. The transcript is spliced from 6 exons. The record is from RefSeq and is a predicted model, not a curated record. Gene Ontology annotation, cellular component: endoplasmic reticulum. Gene Ontology annotation, molecular function: calcium ion binding.